ACAAAUGGAGGCUCGGAAUCGAUUAUUAAAAAAGAUACUCUAUUAUUUAUGCAUGGAUUAUUGGGAAGUAGUCAGAAUUAUGUCUCCCUCAUCAAUAAUUAUCAUCCAGAAUUAUUGAAAGGAGAAAGAGAAGCCUUCUUGAUGGAUUGUAGAAAUCACGGAAGAAGUCUUCAUACUAAAUCAAUGACCUACGAUGAUUUGGCUGAUGAUAUUUUGAAUUUAUGUGAAGAACAACAAUUAGAAAAAGUAAACCUGGUCGGACACUCCAUGUCUGGUAAAGCUAUCAUGAACAUGCUUUUAAGAGAAACUAUGAAUGGUAACGAGAAGGAAUUAUUGAAAAAAUUCAACAAGAUAGUAGUCGUGGAUAUUUCACCUGUUGAUUAUACUCAAGACUCUAGAUGGGUUAUUCAAAAUCACAUCAAGGCAAUGAAAGGAAUAGAUCUUUCCAAACUUAAAACUAGAAAUCAAGCUGAGAUAAUUCUCAAAGAUUUAUCAAAUGGAAACAUUUCAAGGGAUGUUCGUUUAUUCCUUCUUACUAAUCUUAUGAGAAAAACGUUGGACGACAACUCUGUCAAAUGGGAAUGGAGAUGUAAUUUAGAUGUUAUUGAAGAAUAUUUAAUUCAAAUUGGUUCCUUCCCAUUCAAAGUAAGAGAUGAUCCUCUUGGUAUUUACGCUCAAUUAGCACCAAUUCAAUAUAAUUACGAUAAUAUUUUGUUUUUGAGAGGAGAGAAUUCAAUGUACGUCACAGACAAGUACGAGGAAAUUACAAAAUUAUUUUUUCCUCGCGCCAAAUUCAAAACAAUUAAGAAUGCAUCUCACUGGGUGCACGCAGACAAUCCAAACGACUUCGCAGCUUCAUUAACCGGCUUUAUU
Naegleria gruberi is the source of this 873-nucleotide messenger RNA. RefSeq lists its product as uncharacterized. Lineage: Eukaryota; Heterolobosea; Eutetramitea; Acrasida; Naegleriidae. The record is from RefSeq and is a predicted model, not a curated record. The transcript has 2 exons. The annotation marks the transcript as partial.